Molecule: messenger RNA, 690 nt
Organism: Candidula unifasciata
Lineage: Eukaryota; Metazoa; Mollusca; Gastropoda; Stylommatophora; Geomitridae
Source: the annotation of a GenBank genome assembly
AACUUGGAGGCAUCCAACAAACACAGAACUGGCUCUGAUGGGGAAAUAAUUGCCUUGACUCGAUGGACAAAUGCAGAAAGCCACAGAAAUGAAGAUCAGAAGAGUGCCACCUUGGAGAGAAAUUCCAGCCUAGAUGAAAGUUCGACGUUUCUCAUGGGCUACAGACAAGAUUCCACAGAAGCAAUUACACCUGGGCAGACUCCAGCUGUUACCCGCACCAAGGCUGUGACCAGCGGUAGCUACUUCACUCUCAGAUUUUCAGACUCUGCUGGUAAAGAGGAUGAAUGUGUCGUGGUGGCUGCAGCAAAGAAUAAAUCCCUCAGGGAAGCUCUAGAGCCAGUUCUACAAGCCAGAAAUAUGGAUGUAACUUUCAUCAACGUCUUUAUCGAGAAGUCUCAGACACCUUUGCCAAUGUCAUGUGACACCGUCUUUCUGGCAGGAAACCUUCUUGAGGUCAAAGAGAAAGAGAACAGACAACCUGUGAAACCUCUCAAGAAAACCGAAUCCAAGAGAUCUGAGAGAAAGCUAGAGCGUAGCUCUAGAAGAGAUUCGUUGGGGCUGGUGACGCCCCUGACAGAGGCACCCUACAGCAAGCAGCGCCGGGGCUCCCUGCAGCUCCCUUUCAGGGAACAUUUCUUCACCCGCUCAGAUUCCAGGACCGAGGGCCCCAAGACAACAGAAGACGUGUCA